Molecule: messenger RNA, 1985 nt
Organism: Siniperca chuatsi (mandarin fish)
Lineage: Eukaryota; Metazoa; Chordata; Actinopteri; Centrarchiformes; Sinipercidae
Product: E3 ubiquitin-protein ligase TRIM21-like
Exons: 2
Coding region: 176-1822 (548 amino acids)
Molecular function (GO): protein binding; zinc ion binding
Source: RefSeq, a predicted model, not a curated record
CAACACUGGAAAGACGAGAUUUUCAACGUCACACUCCAGAAAUGAAAGUAAAGUUUGUCAGAGUGGCAGCCACGCAGCAGUCGAGACAAGUCUCUGUUUCUCUCUAAAAGAAAAUUCAAACUGAGUUCAUCAGGUCUUACUCAGCAACACAGCAGAGUCUCUGCCAAACACUGAUAUGGCUGCUGCGAACUAUCUGCGAUCUGAAGAUCAGUUUCUGUGCUCCAUCUGUCUGGAUGUGUUCACUGAUCCUGUCACCACAUCAUGUGGACACAACUUCUGCAAAAACUGCAUCAAUGUACACUGGGAUACUAACGACCGGUGCCUGUGUCCGAUGUGUAAAAAGGUUUUCAACACAAGACCUGAGCUGCACGUCAACGCUUUCAUCUCUGAGAUGGCUGCUCAGUUCAGACAGUCAGCUCAACAGGAAGCCAGCAGCAGCAGCUCAGAGACACAAGUGUCCAAACCAGGAGAAGUUCCCUGUGACGUCUGCACUGGAACCAAACUGAAGGCCCUGAAGUCCUGCCUGGUGUGUCUGGUCUCCUACUGUGAGACUCACCUGGAUCCUCAUCUGACAGUGUCAGGCCUGAAAAGACAUCAGCUGAUCGACCCUGUGGAGAACCUGGAAGGCAGGAUGUGUACAGAGCACAAUAAACCUCUGGAGCUGUUCUGUAAGACCGACCAGACAUGUGUCUGCGUGCUCUGCACUGUUUUAGACCACAAGACACAUGAGUUUGUUCCUCUGAAGGAAGGAUAUGAAGGAAAGAAGGCCGAGCUGGGGAAGACAGAGGGUGAAACUCAGCAGAUGAUCCAGAAGAGACGACUGAAGAUUCAGGAGAUCAAACGCUCGGUUGACCUCGGUAAGGAAGAUGCAGACAGAGAGAUCGCAGAAGGUGUUCAGGUCUUCACUUCUCUGAAGGAGUCUGUUGAGAGAGGCCAGGCCAAUCUCAUCCACACGAUCAAAGAGAAGCAGAAAACAACAGAAGAACAGACCAAAGCUUUCAUCAAAGAGCUGGAACAGGAAAUCUCUGAGCUGAUGAAGAGAAGGACUGAGGUGGAGCAGCUCUCACGCUCUCAAGACCACCUCCAUCUUCUCCAGAGUGUCCAGUCCCUAAACACCCACCACCCACCACCCACCAAGGACUGGACAGAGGUCAGCGUCCCUCCACCAUCAUAUGAGGGGUCUGUGAGGAGAGCUGUGGCUCAGCUGGAGGAGACACUCAGUAAACAGAUGAAGAAGCUGCUUGAAGCAGAGCUGAAGAGGGUCCAGCAGUAUGCAGUGGAUGUGACUCUUGAUCCUGAUACAGCAAAUCCCGAACUCAUCCUGUCUGAUGAUGGGAAACAAGUGAAUCAUGGUGAUGUAAAGAAGAAACUUCCAGACAACCCAGAGAGAUUUUCUCAUCAUACUUGGGUCUUAGGAAAGCAGAGUUUCUCUUCAGGCAGAUUUUACUUUGAGGUUCAAGUUAAAGGAAAGACUGAAUGGAAUUUAGGAGUGUGCAGAGAGUCGAUCAACAGGAAGGGAAAAAUCACACUGAGCCCUGAGGAUGGUUACUGGGCUAUAUGGUUGAGAAAUGGAAAUAAGUACAAAGCUCUUGAUGACCCUCCAGUCCGUCUCUCUCUGAAGUCUCAGCCUCAGAAGGUGGGGGUGUUUGUGGAUUAUGAGGAGGGUCUGGUCUCCUUUUAUGACGUAGAUGCUGCAGCUCUUAUCUACUGCUUUACUGGCUGCUCCUUCACUGAGAAACUCUUCCCAUACUUUGGUCCCAGUCUUAAUUAUGGUGGUAAAAACUCUGCACCUCUGAUCAUCUCUCCUGUCAGAGUGAACUAAUCACUUAUCUUACUUCAUGUAUUGAUUUAUUUUUAUUCAAGGGAACAAAUGUACGUAUUUAGAGGCAACACUGUAUAGUUUACAUCUUAUUUUCUGUUUACUGUGGUGAUUGAUUUAUACUUGAUUGUUAAGAUUUUUUAUUAUAUGUAUCCCAUUAUAUCGG